AUAGAAUAAAAUGUUCUUAUAUAUGUUGAAGCCAAAACAGUCGUUUCGAUAGCUGAUGUAGGCGGGAGGAUAUGUCAAAUUGUAUUUUCAUUCACAUAAGAAAGUGGGAGGGGAGGAUUACCCUUACUAAAGAUGGCGGUGUCUGGCUUCACUGAUUCCGUAAGGUUUCAGUUGUAUCCGCCGUAUGGGAAUGAAGCCGCUUUGCCAGCAGUAUCUUUAACCUAUGAACUCCUGAGUGUGCCAGUCCUCCGCCAUAUUGACUGUUGUCUUGACUGGAGGAGAUAGAGAACAUUUUGAGGUCCGAGAAGAAACGAAAGUGUGCUCUCCAAAUCAUCGAAACUGGUGCAAACUUGGCCAAAGCGUAUUAUAAACACCACCGUAAUGGCAAGGAAGAAAAGCAAGCAGCAAGGAGUCGCCCAGAAGGAGCUUGCGCCUGGACAGCAGACCGCACCGAAGAGCCCAGUCUCUCCCGGCGAUGCAGCUGACGGUGGCGGCGGAGAUGCUGGGCUGGAUAGGCUGGCCACUACCAGGGCGAACCAGCCUAUGCACACCUGCUGCCUCCUGUGCCACCGAGAGUUUAAGGACUGGGGAGCAAACUCUGUGAACGGGCUCCCUGGGGGCCAUGGGACCAAGCUGGCUGAUGCCGUGCCUGCGCUAUCCCAGGCCUUAUUGCGGGAGGCACCAGGGCGUAAGCUUGCUGAUGCCGUGCCCUCGCUGUCUCAGUCCCUGCUGGGAGAGGUGCCUCUGUGGAUAUGUCAGAGCUGCUGCAAGAGUGUGGAAGAGGAAGAGAGGCGGAGCACCCAGGAGCAACCAACACCGGUACCAUUGUCACACUCUUCCUCCUGUAAGUCCCAGAGCUGUGGGAACGGUUACCCAGAGCAAAGUACUGUGGAUUGGGACCCGAGUUCCUUCCUGUCAGCCCACAAACUGUCAGGUCUCUGGAACUCUGCCCACACCAACGGAGGGGAACACUGCAACCACAACACUUCUUCACACUCACAACCAGGUUUAACAGUAGGCUCAGCCUGUCAUGAGAAAAGAGGACUCCAUGAAGCGCCGGGUAAAUCUGCUAAAACGUCGGGGGCCAAAGUCUGUCCCUACAGUCACCCGUCAUCCCAGACCUCCAAUGGAUCUUCUGCUGGGAACCCCCUGUCUACCUCAGCAGACCUUUGUAAGACAACUCCCAAGCACUUCAAAACCAUGUGCCGUCGACCAACUCCGCCAGGUGAAGCCUUCCACCCCAGUGACCACCAUCAACACACAGACUUGUCGGUACCCCCCAACAGUCCCACCGGCCUGUCAUCCCAGCAUUCCUCCCUCUUGCCUCCAAAGCCGAACUCUGGGCAGCAUGGCCACGUAACUUCCUCUUCUGGUGCUGGUGUUGCAGCCCACGCUCCCUUCUCCCCGCUGGUACCAAACCUCCACGGCCCCUCAGCCAAACUCAACUCUCCCAGUCCAGACAGCCCGACACCUGUCCAUAAGCCCAGCGCGUGCAAAAACUCCCACAUUCCUGCCGUGAACACGCAACACAGCAAACUGGGCACGUCGAUCAUGGGCUGUAACCACCCUUGUAAUGGACACAAUGCGGGAACGGUGUCCACUUCAAAUGUGGGCCAUCUGACAGCCGGGUCCUGCAGGGAUCAGGCAUGUAAGGGGCACAAAAUGACUAAUGGGACGUUGUGCCACCCUUCGUCGGAGCUUGAGGAGGGAGAGGAUGAAGACAGCAGCUCUGAGAGGAGCUCCUGUGCCUCCUCUUCCACCAACCAGAAGGACGGGAAGUACUGCGACUGCUGCUACUGCGAGUUCUUUGGGCACAAUGCGCCUCCAGCUGCACCAACCAGCCGUAACUACGCUGAGAUUCGGGAGAAGCUCCGCUCGCGUCUGACCCGGCGUAAAGAGGAACCGCCUCUGCGUCAAGAUGCAGAACUGAUAGUGGCCGGCGCCAUCGACAACCGGGAUGUAGAUGAGCUGCUGGAUUUCAUAAACAGUUCUGAACCCAAACCGGUCAACAGUGCCAAGGCUGCAAAAAGAGCCCGACACAAGCAAAAGAAGAAGGAAAAAGCUCAGCAGGGAACGGGUGCUGCAGGCAGUGACCCCAACUCAGAUCCAUCUGAUCCUGUGGACGACGAGCCACUCCCUGACGGUUCAGAAGCCAGUCGGCUGCUCGAUUGGCCUCAGCUGGAGCUGGAGCGCGUCAACAGUUUCCUCACCAGUCGGCUGGAGGAGAUUAAGAACACCAUCAAAGACUCAAUCCGGGCCUCAUUUAGCAUGUACGACCUCAAUCUGGAUGUUAAUGACUUCCCAAAAAAGGCCGCUACGUUGGAGGGCAACCAUUUACUGUCCCAUCUCAAUGGUUCCUCUGACCUGCAGCAGAUAGACCUAGACUUGGCACCUCUUUCACUGGGAAACUUUAAGAGCCACCUGGACCUGGUUAAUGGAUGGGAGGACACAACUACGGUCUCAUCCCCUAAUACAGCCCCCAACACCACCACGGCCUCAGGGGUCCCUCCGGGGUCCAAGGACAUCCAGCGGUUGCACACUACCCCCAGUCUUUCGAAGCUCAUAAGGGUUCGAUCCCCAGAAAGAUGCACUUCCACUGGACCUGACAGUUUGCCGCAGGCGCCAGCCCAAACCACAGCUAAAUCGAAUGAGGACGCCCCUGAUCCCAAGAACACAACGGUUGGGAACGGGAGUGCAAAGUCAAAGAAGAAUAAAAAGCAGCAGCAGCAGAGACAGGAGCAAUCUGUGUCCGAGCAAAAUACCAACAAACCAACCAAAGCUGCCUCUGGGAAUGACACACAGAAAAGCAAUGAGUGCAAAGAAUCGGCUUCUAACGGCACAAAAGCUGGGAACAGACAGCCCCAGCACUCUGUGGACAACCAGAGAAACGGGCCAAAGAAAGCCGAGGAGGGCAGAUCGUCUAAACAUGCAGCAAACGGUGGCGUCUCAAAUGCACACCGAGGGAAAGGGGACACAGACACACGAGGAGGACGGUCCGAGCAGGAUUCAGAAAGCAAGACGCAACCCGGCAUUCCAGCAAAUGAGCAGCAGCAGCAGCAGCAGGCCAAGGGAAAGAACAACAAGAAGAACAAGAACAAGGGUGAAAAAUCCAGCAGUGCUAUUGAUGAUGUUUUUCUCCCUAAAGAAGGCGAUCCAACAGAAAUGGAUGAGAUUGAUCGUGAAGUGGAAUAUUUCAAAAGGUUUUGCCUUGAUUCUGCAAAACAAACUCGCCAGAAGGUAGCAGUGAAUUGGUCCAACUUCAGCCUCAAAAAGGUUCCUUCCAAUGCAGCUCAAUAACUUGGACGAGUGCCAGGAAAAAAACUCCACACCACAAACUCUUUCAGUAGAGCCCCACAUGGCCUGAGGCCUUCUCUCAUUCCCUGUUUUCUUCUCUUUCUUCCUAAGCCAAGGAACCCUAGUUCAAAAUCAUACUCCAUUCAGAGGACUGAAACCUAACUUGUGGCUGAUAAGCCAGGGAUCAUUCUCCACGCCAACUUUACCCUUUGCUUUUGUUGCAAUGUUCACUAAAUGAGAGAUGCAAAGUCGGUAAAAAGUCUGUUGAAUCCACUGCAUCCACGUGCUUACUUAUGUAGUAUGUAAACAAUUACCUUACUUGAAAUAAAUGUGUUUAUCCCAAAUCUGACAAAUUUGAACGUUGUUAAACUUCUGAAUUCCAAUUUGGUGCUAUUCAUAUAUUUCCUUCUGCACAGCUAGUUUCCUGCUCACUUCAGCAGUCUCAGUACACUGCAGACCAUUUGUCUAGUAAUGUAACUGUAUAAGGAGCACAAGACAACAUUUUUGUAAAAUUAGGAAACAUUUGUACCCUUCUCUUUUGCAGGUGAGGAAUCAUUUAAUUAAUUAAAAAGAUAGACUGCAGUGCAUUCAGUGGUUGUUGAUUUUUAAUUGGAAUACUUUUCUCAAUAUUUAAUUAUGAUCAUUAAAUGAUUUAGUAAUCAGUGGUUUAAAAUGAAAACACCUGAUGACCCAUGAAACUAUGUUUUUUUUUUUUCGAGAGUUUAUAUCAAAAGUGCUAAAAGAACGUAGUGGAAAACAUAUUUACUGUUUGUAACACUUGGCUCGCAGGAUGCAUCUCAUAAAACUCAAAUCCAAUGAAUACCCAUGCAACUAAGUCUCCAUUCAUGACAUGUACAACAGGAACAUCCCGAAUAAUGUUCACCAGUUCUGUAUUUGGCAAAGUUAAAAUGUAUGUUGCUUCAAUGUCAACCCUCCCCUGGUUUUAAUGUUGAACAAUUGCAUAUGUUAUAGUGAUUUCCAAUAUACACUCCUCUGUAGAAGAAAGUCCUUUACCACGGUUUUCUAACUCUUAAACUAUUAUUUUAACCCCUUUAUCCCAUCAGUGACAGGUACACCAUUGUGCAAUGUUCAUUUUAACGUUGGAACCAUCACACAUUGUAUGGCACAGAUAAUUUCAAUGCUUGUACAUAUUGAGUGAUUAUUUUGGGCCCUUUUGAGCCUUUGUCAUGCUUUUCUGGGGGUUGUAUGACAUAUUUUCAACCAUCCUACUCUUUCCCUUUACUGUGACCUUGGUGGCAUCCUGUACCUCAGUUAGCCUAUCUUAAGUUGAAGUCUUGAUAAUCUUUUGAUAAAUAUCACUGAAGAGUUGAUACCUUUUGAGACAAGGAACUUCAGAUUUUCACCAUUUACCAUGUUUUUAGGUGAUGGCUUUCAUGAGGUGUUCUUUCCUGAAUCUGUGCUGAGAUUUUGUUUUCAUAUAACAACAUUGAUGCUUUCCAGGUUAUAUUCAAUUAGAGAAGAUUAUCUUAAUGUUUCGAAUGUAGAUUUAUACUAUAUCAAUAAUAGCCAAGUGUAUGUUGGCUUGUUUCUUUUUUUUUAAUUCACUUUUGAUACUGUGAAAAAUCUUUCGUUCAGAAAGAUUAAAAACAAUACAGUUUUGACAAAAUA
Molecule: messenger RNA, 4923 nt
Organism: Eleginops maclovinus (Patagonian blennie)
Lineage: Eukaryota; Metazoa; Chordata; Actinopteri; Perciformes; Eleginopidae
Gene: fam193b
Product: family with sequence similarity 193 member B
Exons: 10
Coding region: 382-3297 (971 amino acids)
Cellular component (GO): nucleus; cytoplasm
Source: RefSeq, a predicted model, not a curated record